Clupea harengus (Atlantic herring) is the source of this 6157-nucleotide messenger RNA. RefSeq names its product slit homolog 2 (Drosophila) (gene slit2). Gene Ontology annotation, biological process: negative chemotaxis; negative regulation of cell growth; retinal ganglion cell axon guidance. NCBI's taxonomy places the organism in Eukaryota, Metazoa, Chordata, Actinopteri, Clupeiformes, Clupeidae. The record is from RefSeq and is a predicted model, not a curated record. Gene Ontology annotation, molecular function: calcium ion binding; Roundabout binding; heparin binding.
AUGCUACGUCUACCUGGAGGAGAGCAGUGGGCCGUCAGCAGCGAGUCAAUAUUGAUUAAACUCGACACGGUGCAGCAGGAAGCCCAGCACUUCAAAGCUGACUUUUACCUCUGUCGUUCCCCGGCUACCGACGCCCGAUAUGACUACACCGGCACUCGGAGUGCUGGCAAUGACAUCAUCAUCACUCGACAGUUCUGUCGACUCCACCUAUCAAUUACUCUCCGUCCACAUUGGAUCCCGUCCUCCGCUCAGCUGCGUGUCACAGAUCUUAGUGAGAAUCAAAUCCAGGGCAUCCCAAGGAAAGCUUUCAGAGGGGCAGUGGAGAUCAAAAAUUUGCAGCUGGAUUACAACCAGAUCAGCUGCAUCGAGGAUGGAGCGUUCCGAGCGCUGCGCGACCUGGAAGUGCUCACACUCAACAACAACAACAUCACUCGUUUGUCUGUGGCCAGUUUUAAUCACAUGCCCAAGCUCAGAACAUUUCGCCUCCACUCCAAUCACCUGAUAUGUGACUGCCAUGUAGCCUGGCUGUCAGAGUGGCUGAGGCAGCGCCCUCGACUGGGCCUCUACACGCAGUGCAUGGGCCCUCCCCACCUCAGGGGCCACAACGUGGCUGAGGUGCAGAAGAAAGAGUUUGUUUGCACCGGGCAUCAGUCGUCUGCGUCCUGUAGUGUAUUGCAGUGUCCAGACUCCUGUACGUGCAGUAAUAACAUAGUGGACUGCAGAGGGAAGGGGCUGGCCGAGAUCCCCACCAACCUACCGGAGACCAUCACAGAGAUCCGUUUGGAGCAAAACUCUAUCAAGACUAUUCCACCAGGAGCCUUCGCACCGUACAAGAGACUGAGGAGAAUAGAUCUGAGUAAUAACCAGAUAUCCGAACUCGCUUCCGACCCCUUCCAAGGCCUUCGCUCCCUCAACUCACUGGUUCUCUACGGCAACAAGAUCACGGAGCUGCCCAAAGGACUGUUCGAAGGCCUGUUCUCUCUACAGUUACUACUUCUGAACGCCAACAAAAUCAACUGCCUGCGGGUGGACGCCUUCCAGGACCUCCACAACCUCAACCUCCUCUCCCUAUACGACAACAAGCUCCAGACCAUCGCCAAGGGAACCUUCUCCUCGCUGCGGGCCAUCCAAACCCUGCACCUGGCUCAGAAUCCAUUCAUCUGUGACUGCCAUCUGAAGUGGCUGGCUGACUACCUCCAGGAGAACCCCAUAGAGACCAGUGGAGCACGCUGCACCAGCCCCCGUCGCCUGGCCAACAAACGCAUCGGCCAGAUCAAGAGCAAGAAGUUCCGCUGCUCAGACACUCGCAAAGGGAUCCACCACCUCGCCUGUGCUGAGGACUACCGCUCUAAGCUGGGGGGAGACUGCUUCGCUGACCUGGCCUGCCCAGAGAAGUGCCGCUGUGAGGGCACCACGGUCGACUGCUCCGGCCAGAAGCUCACCAAGAUCCCUGACCAUAUACCUCAAUAUACCACGGAGCUGCGCUUGAACAACAAUGAGUUCACAGUCCUCGAGGCCACAGGAAUCUUCAAGAAACUUCCCCAGCUCCGCAAAAUUAAUCUCAGUAACAAUAAGGUCACAGACAUUGAGGAGGGCACGUUUGAAGGAGCCAAUGGGGUUAAUGAGCUCAUCCUCACCAGCAACCGCCUGGAGAACGUUCACUCCCGCAUGCUGAAAGGCCUGAGUGGCCUACGGACACUGAUGCUGAGGAGUAACAAGAUCAGCUGUGUGAGUAACGGCAGCUUCACGGGGCUGAGUUCAGUGCGACUCCUCUCUCUCUAUGACAACCAGAUCACCACCAUGUCGCCAGGGGCCUUCGACACCCUCCACUCUCUCUCCACACUGAACCUGCUGGCCAAUCCAUUCAGCUGUAACUGUCACCUGGCCUGGCUGGGGGAGUGGCUUCGCAAGAAGCGCAUCGUGACAGGCAACCCUCGAUGUCAGACUCCAUACUUCCUGAAAGAGAUCCCCAUUCAGGAUGUGGCCAUCCAGGACUUUGCCUGUGAGGAUGGUAAUGAUGAGAAUAGCUGCUCUCCACUGAUGCGUUGUCCUGCUGAGUGUACGUGUUUGGAUACUGUGGUACGCUGCAGCAACAAAGGCCUUAAAAUACUACCCAAGGGCAUUCCCAAAGAAGUUACAGAGCUGUAUCUGGACGGAAACCAGUUCACUCAGGUCCCCCUGGAGCUCUCCAAUUACAAACACUUAACUCUCAUUGAUUUAAGUAACAACCAGAUCAGCACGCUGUCCAACCACAGCUUCAGUAACAUGUCCGAGCUGCUUACUCUAAUCUUAAGUUAUAACAGGCUGAGGUGUAUUCCAGCAAAAGCGUUUGAUGGUCUCCGAUCCCUCCGUCUCCUAUCACUUCAUGGAAAUGAUAUCGCUGUGAUCCCAGAGGGAGCAUUUAAAGACCUGGCCGCACUUUCCCACCUAGCCCUGGGUGCCAACCCGCUGUACUGUGACUGCAACAUGCAGUGGCUGUCAGACUGGGUGAAGUCUGGCUAUAAGGAGCCUGGCAUUGCCCGCUGUGCCGGCCCGGGCGACAUGACUGACAAACUGCUGCUCACCACACCCUCCAAGAAGUUCACCUGCCAAGGCCCAGUAGACGUGAACAUCCUGGCCAAGUGUAACCCAUGCCUGUCGAACCCCUGCAAGAAUGAUGGCACCUGUAACAAUGACCCAGUGGACUUCUACAGGUGCACGUGCCCUUACGGCUUCAAGGGUCAAGACUGUGACACGCCCAUCCACGCCUGCAUCACCAACCCCUGUGAGAAUGGUGGCACCUGCAACUUGAAGGAGGGAGAGGAGAGCAGCUUCUGGUGUGCAUGUCCAGAGGGCUUCGAGGGAGAGAAGUGUGAGAUUAACAUUGAUGACUGCGAAGACAAUGACUGUGAGAAUAACUCGACUUGUGUCGAUGGCAUCAACAACUACACUUGCCUCUGUUCACCGGAAUACACAGCCGCUAAUAACAAUGAGGUGGAGAAAGGUGAACUCUGUGAGGAGAAGCUGGAUUUCUGUGCUCCUGAGUUGAACCCGUGCCAGCAUGACUCCAAAUGCAUCCUUACUCUUCAGGGAUUCAAGUGCGAGUGCACUCCUGGUUAUGUUGGAGAGCAGUGUGAAGUGGAUUUCGAUGACUGCCAGGAUAACAAGUGUAAAAAUGGAGCCCAGUGCAUCGAUGCUGUCAAUGGCUACACCUGUGUGUGUCCUGAGGGGUACAGUGGUCUGUUCUGUGAGUUCUCCCCGCCGAUGGUGCUGCCCAGGACCAGCCCGUGUGACAAUCAUGACUGCGCCAAUGGGGCGCAAUGUGUUGUCAUGGGUACAGACCCAGUGUGCCAGUGUCUCCAGGGUUACGAAGGUCUGCGAUGUGAGAGGCUUGUCAGCGUGAACUUUGUGGACAGGGAGUCCUUCCUGCAGAUCCCCUCCAACAUCAUUACAGAGCAGGCAAACAUCUCUCUGCAGAUCGCCACUGAUGAGGAUAACGGCAUGCUGCUGUAUAAAGGGGACGGAGAGCACAUAGCAGUGGAGCUGUUCCGAGGCAGGCUGCGCUUGAGCUACGACACGGGCUCCUACCCCCCCUCUGCCAUCUACAGUGUGGAGACCAUAAAUGAUGGGAGUUUCCACAUGGUGGAGCUGGUGGCCCAGGAGCAGACUCUGUCUCUCUCCAUCGAUGGCGGCAACCCCAAGACCAUCAGCACCCUGAACAGACAACAGACUCCUCAGCCCAGCCAAUCACCACUCUACCUUGGGGGUUUGCCAGGGCAGGUGGGUUUGGCAGCCUUGCGGCAGGGUCCGGGCCGUAACGGCACUAGUUUCCACGGCUGCAUUCGUAAUCUGUACAUCAACGGAGAGCUCCAGGACCUGACGCAGUUCCUGCUGCAGUCGGGCGUGCUGCCGGGGUGCCAGCCCUGCAACCGGCCCCAGUGUGGCCACGGCACCUGCCACCCCACCGGCCAGUCCUCCUUCAGCUGCGAGUGUGAGGCAGGCUGGACCGGCCAGCUCUGCGACCAGCAGGUCAACAACCCCUGUGACGGCAACAAGUGUAUCCAUGGCACGUGUUUGCCCAUAAACUCAUACUCCUACAGCUGCCGCUGCCAGCCUGGCUUCGCUGGUGUGCUGUGCGACGAGGAGGAGGUGUUCAGCCCCUGCCAGUCGCUCAAGUGUAAGCAUGGCACGUGCCGCGUGUCUGGACUGGGCAAACCUUACUGCGAGUGCAACGCCGGCUACUCUGGAGAGAGCUGCGACAGAGAAGUGGCAUGUCGAGGCGAACGGGUCCGAGAUCACUACCAGAGGCAGCAGGGCUAUGCGGCGUGCCAGACCACGGAGAAGGUCUCCCGGCUAGAGUGCCGGGGCAGCUGUGGGGGGGGGCAGUGCUGCGGCCCGCUCCGCAGCAAGCGGCGGAAAUACUCCUUCGAGUGCACCGACGGCUCCUCCUUUGUCCAGGAGGUGGAGAAAGUGGUCAAGUGUGGUUGUACCAAAUGUCCAACCUAGAGAGCCCCCCCCCUCCCCCACCCCCACCCCCAAAAUCCACCUCUCACCCUCUUCUGUCUACCGCCCACCCCCUCCCCCCCUCCCCAACCCUGCACCACCUCCUGUCCAAAUCUCCUCUUCUUUUGGAGUUACACGCCCCCUUUCUUUUUGUUUUGUUUCAUUUUUUUGUGUCAUUUUGGUUUUUUUUAUGUACAUUUUUUUCGUUAUGCCGGACUAAUGUAUGCUUCCAUAGUGGAGUUGUUGAAUUAUUGUAAAAUACAGAACAAACUUAUUUUUUAUUAAGAAGCGGAGAAAAACAAAAAGACAAAAAAUAGAGUUGACUGUUAUUUUUAUUCUUCGUUUGCCAUCCCUCUAGGAACUGUGACCUUUGUUUGUUUGUUUUUGGGUUUUUUUGGUCUCAUUUUUCUGUUCCCAUGAACACUUGAGUAGCAGACAGUGAGCUACAAUGGCAGGCAGGAGCUCUGUACUGUCUUCUCUGUUCUCAUGGAUGGCUUUCAUAAGGACAUUAGAGGAUAGACUCUUUCCGUUCUGACACACAGGACAGCAAAGCAAGAUGGCGGAUGAACACCAUCACCACAGAGAUGAUUCGCCAAAGCUUAAAAAACAUGGACAGCUGUCCUAAAGACUCACGCAAUGUCAUGGUGUUACAGUCUAUCACGCACAUGCACAAACACACACACUCAUUCAAACACACACACACACACACACAGACAUACACACUCAUACUCAGAUUCUCUCUCCCAAACCCAUAUCAUUUUUUCCACAUGUUUGCAUUGUAAACACACUCACACAAAGAAAAAAAAACAUGUAAAGAUCCUUGUCUCCAGUAUUACUGUGGAACUAUGGUGUUGGGGGAUUGCAGGGUAGGUGGGAAGGUAUACCAGGGUUACAGUACUGAACAAUAUGUUGGAUUCAUAUCAUUUGUCAUUAUAAUGUCUCUGUUGGCACACCAUAUCACUCACGUGUAUUUAUUGUAUCAAAAAACUUUUACAGUACUUAUUCAGUAGAUCUUCCCCAUGUAUUGCAGCUCGAAUCUCUUAAUAUAUAUUAAUUUAUAUUGUCCUUCUGUUAUGAUUGAAUUAAACAUAAUAUCCUGUCGGGUAGUUUGACUAACAUUUGCGUCCUUCUCAGUCGAGAGGUUGUUUGACCACUGAGACUAUUGUAUUUUACCAGAAAACCUUGGUGACAUUUUAAUCUUCAAAUGUGAAGUGAAAGCAUUGUAUAUUUUUGUCAAAUCACCUGAAACUUUGUACUGUGCCAGAGAUGAUCUUUAUAUUAGAGUUUCAAUGUAUAGUUCAAUUUCCCCUCGUAUUUUACAUAGAGUCAAAACCGUGUUUAGAAAGAAAUAAAAUAAACUUAGAAUACGUAAAAAUCUUUUAAAUAAUGUUCUACUCUAAGAUGAUCCUUUUUAACAAAAUACUGUGACUUUUUCUAAACAAAACUACUUUGUUAUCCCUUUUGUUUCUGACGUUAACAUGUUGCUGCUAAAUUUGUUUUGUAGACUUGGAUGAUAAUCUGUGCCGUAGUGGACAGUGUGCCGCGGUAAAGCGGAACGCGUCGUAUUACCAAGAAAAAUAAAGCUGUCCCUCCCCGUAGACUGUGUUCCAUCCGUACCCAGACUAAUGUCAGUCCCAAUACUGAUGUUUGUUUAAUAAACACGAUAUUUACCUCA